GCAUGUGAACGUCUAGUAUAGUCUGUGUUUGUUUGGACGGGCUACAGCUCCAAGUUCAGUAAGCUCCCAUUUUGUAAGCUCUUCGGCUGAGGCCAUUUCCACUGAGGUCUAAUUUUGACUGUCUGCAGCAAACUCUUCCCUUCCUCUACCCUCUCAUGCAGUGGCUUUCGGCGAGACCCAAAUCAUUGGUUGCGUUGGGAGCAGCAGUGUGUGUGUGUGUGUGUGCGUGUGCGUGUGUGUGUGUGGCUACGCUGCUUAGCUCGCUCGAGUUUACCGUUUCUGAUUUUGCAGCUGCUCUGACGGCGGAGGGAGGGACUUCAGCGCGCGGAACAGCCGGCCCGGGGAGUCAGUCACAUUCUUGGCUGGGAUUCAAUGACUGAACCAGACACAAACAAACACAGAGAGAGGAGAGGAAGGGGGGAGGAAAGGGGGCAGGCGGGGAGAGAGAGAGAGACGGAGAGAGAGAGACAGAGAGAGAGUUCAGACGGUCUAAACGGAGUGAGAGAGACAGCCCCUAACUACAGCGCAUAGAUUUUUUCGGACACGUUCGAGUACAGCAGCGGCCACGGAAGCGCUUUGAGCGGAGUUUUUGCGUAAGGACGUUUACAGCUCAUACAGCAGACUAUUAUUUCGGGCGUUGGGAGGACCGGGAUAUCCUCUGUUUGUCAGGAAUGGACCAAACUCCACGGUCUCUGUGAUUAGGCGACUGUUAUAACUCGUUAAAUGGAUUACGCGGCGGUGCUAAACGCCUUCUCAAGUGGCAUGGAAAUACAUGGUAUGGGACUUUUGUGUAUAUUUCUGUAAAUAUUUACAGAUUUUUAUCUAAUCGGUUGCAUAAGUUCUGAGGUCUCCUCGGCGAUAGUACAGAAAACAUGGAGGCUGCUUCAUCGAGCUUCCAGCCCCAUCCCGGACUUCAGCGAACUCUCAAGCAGUUCCAUCUCAGCUCCAUGAGUUCGCUCGGAGGACCGGCGGCUUUCUCGGCUCGAUGGCAGCAGGACAUGCUCUUCAAGAAAGAUGGCAAAAACGCCGAAGUUCUGCUCAACCUCCCCGCCCAGACCCCCCCGGUGAUGUCGGGGCCCCUCUUCAUUCCUUCCGACCGCUCCACCGAGAGGUGCGAGACGGUCCUGGAGCGCGAGCCAAUUUCGUGUUUCGUCGUCGGCGGGGAGAAGCGGCUGUGCCUGCCGCAGAUCCUCAACACGGUCCUUCGCCACUUCUCCCUCCAGCAGAUCAACUCGGUGUGCGACGACCUCCACAUCUACUGCUCCCGGUGCACCGCGGACCAGCUCGAGAUCCUGAAAGUCAUGGGGAUCCUGCCCUUCUCCGCGCCGUCCUGCGGUCUCAUCACGCAGACGGACUCCGAGCGCCUCUGCAACGCGCUCAUCUACAGCGGAUCCUACCCCGCGCACGCCGAUAAGGACCCGUCCUGCUCGAUAGAACUGGAGCAAACGGAGAAAAGCUUCAAAGUCUACCACGAGUGCUUCGGAAAGUGCACGGGACUGUUCGUCCCGGAGCUGUACACGAGCCCCGGCGCCGCCUGCGUGCAGUGCCUGGACUGCAGACUCAUGUUCCCGACCCACAAGUUCGUGGUGCACAGUCACAAGCGGCUGGAGAACCGGACCUGUCACUGGGGCUUCGACUCGGCCAACUGGAGAGCGUACAUCCUGCUGGAUCAGGACCACGCGGAGCAAGAGGAGCUGAGGGAGCUGCUGAACCAAAUCAAGGCCAAAUUUGACAUCGUGAGCAAGAACCAGAACCAGAACCCGAAGCAGACCUCGUCGUUCAGGGCCCAAAGCCCCCUCCCAGCCAAGAGGCCCAAAUGUGACCCAGGUUACUCACCCUCACCUGCCAAAGACAAGCAAGCGGAUUGGCUGCAGGUGCUGUCUGCGUCUGCCAAUAAGGAGCUCAAGCAGCUGCAGUUUAAGCAGCGGCCGUCUGCGUUCCGGCCCUGGUCUCCUAGAAGCACGUCUGCAGAGAAGGACACACACAGCCUUCAGCAUGAGAGGAUGUCCUGUAAGGACCCAGAGCGAUCGGCUCUGCCCCACACCCCUCAGAAAGAGGGUCGCAUGUCUCCCCCCGCGCCCCGAGUCUCCAGUCAGGACGGAGCUCCCGCUGGGGGGGGGGAGGACCCCUUCAGACCCCCCCACAAAUGGCUGACAGGAGAGACGGACCCCCCAACACCUAAACCAGCCCCCACCACGGCUAACCAGCGCCCCGAUGACAGCGAGACUGAUGAAGAGAUCGAGGUGGACAACUGUGAGGAGGACACAGGUCCCAGGCCCUCGUCCUCUAAGGCUCCUCCUCCUCCCAUUCCCUCCAGCAAGGGAUUGGCCAGCUCAGUGAGUGGGGCGGGGCAGCGGGAGGGGCGUGAGCGUUCCUCUGGCCCGCCCCCGUGCACCGAGCUGGAGGCGCUGCCUCAGGCGGACCUCAGCUCCCGGGAGGCUCGAGAGCGCUUCCUGCAGGACGUCCUGAGAAUGCGUCUCAAACAGGAGGAGAAGCUGGGCGCCGCCCUGCAGGCCAAGCGCAGCCUACAGCAGGAGCUGGAGUUUGUGCGCGUCACUAAGAAGGGCCGCCUGCGGGAGGCGCUAGAGGCCAAGCGGACUCUGCGAAAGGAGAUCGAGCGUCUGCGGGUCGAGAGCGAGCGGAAGGUGCGCGACGCCAGCGAGGCCUGUGGCCGCCUCAAGAGGGAGCUAGAGAGGGAGCAGCAGCUGCGCGUGUGUGACCCAGACUGUGAGGCAGGCAGCCUCAGGGCCAGGUACUCCACACAGAUUGAGGACCUGCAGGUGAAGCUCCAGAAGGCGGAGGAGGACCGCGAGCUGCUGAGGUCCGACCUGCAGAGGGAGCGAGAGGCCCGUCAGAACCUGGAGCAGGUGGUCCGGGAGCUCCAGAACCAGCUGGGGCCCAAACACAACAGCACCAGCCGCCCCACACCACACACUCCACUCUCUCACACACACACACCAUACACUCCACUCUCACACACAGGUAGCCUGCGGUACCAGGUGAGGCUCUCGUCUUACCUGACACAGGGCAGCCUGCUGUACCAGGUGAGACAGCAUGCCCCGCUGGUCAGACUGGACUCUAGGAUGACCGUCAGGUAG
Molecule: messenger RNA, 3098 nt
Organism: Clupea harengus (Atlantic herring)
Lineage: Eukaryota; Metazoa; Chordata; Actinopteri; Clupeiformes; Clupeidae
Gene: skib
Product: SKI proto-oncogene b
Biological process (GO): negative regulation of transcription by RNA polymerase II; negative regulation of transforming growth factor beta receptor signaling pathway; negative regulation of BMP signaling pathway
Cellular component (GO): nucleus; cytoplasm; transcription regulator complex
Molecular function (GO): SMAD binding; DNA-binding transcription factor activity, RNA polymerase II-specific; RNA polymerase II cis-regulatory region sequence-specific DNA binding
Source: RefSeq, a predicted model, not a curated record